AGAGAAAGAAAGAGGAAUGCACGAGCAGAAGGAACGGAGCAACGAAUUCAGGUCUUGCUACAAAGAACGUGAAUCAGUGGAUCCAGUUGACCUGUUAAUCUCGAGGUAGAAAGAAAGUCCGGAUGAUUUGCGUGACCUGCGAAGUAGACGGAAGUGGCUGGUGACCAGGAUCGGAGAAGAUGUGGAGGAAUCGCGGACUUGAAGUGCAAGAAUUUCGACGAAUGCGUGGAGCAAUGAGGAGGGCGAGGACGAGGACGACAACUGCAGUGGGCUUGACCGAGGUCGAAUGCAAGAGAGAAGAUGAGGUGAAUCGAAGAAGUUGAGCGGGUGCUCGUGAAGCGCAAUUCGUUGGUGGUGAAGUUUGUGGAACUGAGAAGGACUGUUGGAUUGCCCGAAGCCGGCGUGGAUUGCAGGAGUUGGUGAGGAUCAUGGGUCUCGGUAGGGCUAGCGCUGGCUUGGAGAGCUUGGAUUAGACUGGGCAAGGGGUGGAGGAGUCUGUCGGCCAAGAUCGAAACAAGCAGUCCUCAAUGGAUCCGCUCUCAGAUCCAAUGCAUCUGCUCUCAGAUGCUUGGCACACUUUGCGUAUGUCCGUUCAGCAUCCUUCCAGGGUGCGCACCUGGGACGCCAUCGUCCUGACCGCUGCGAGCCCUGACCAAGCUAAGCUCUAUCAAUUGCAGCUGGAACGGGCCAAGCAAGUCGGUGUCAUAGCCCGUGCAACAAUCAUUUUAGCCGUUCCAGAUCCAGGGAGCCAGAGGAUCGGAUCGGGAGCUGCCACACUUCAUGCCAUUCGCAGCCUUAGCAGCCACAUUGCUUCGAACCGAAAUGCAUCGGAGGAGCUUAAGAUUGAUGAUGUGGUACUUGGAAUGCACGUCUUGCUACUUCAUACCGGUGGAGAUUCGAAAAGAGUUCCGUGGGCUAACUGCAUCGGAAAGGCCUUCGUUCCCCUACCAUUUCUUGCAGAUGAGGACCCGGAUGCAUCAGUUCCCACCUUAUUUGACCACAUACUGGCUAUUUCUGCACUUGCUCUCCAAGCUUUCUCAGGAAAAGGUGGUCUGCUGAUCAUGACGGGAGAUGUUCUACCUUGCUUCAAUGCAUCAGGGCUUGCUCUCCCUGAAGAUGGAGUGUGCGUGGUUACUGUACCAUGUGCACUUGAUUUAGCCUCUAAACAUGGAGUAAUUCUGUCUUCCUCUUGGAAGAAGGGAGCUGCCCCACCAAUGAGGUCCUCCUCCGGGAAAAGUGCCAACAGAAGACUCUUUCUGGUUGAUGAUCUCUUACAAAAGCCAAGCACGCAGGAAAUGUUUAACAGGGGUGCAGUGAAUAAAGCUCGAAGGGUAUUACUCGACACAGGUAUCUUUGCUCUGCAUGGCGCAGCUUGGCAGGACAUGAUUCGCUUGGCUACUGUACACCCAAACCCGGUUGAUGAAGUAAUCACCAGUAAGACAGAAAUCAGCUUGUAUGAGGAAGUGGCUGGGGCUUGGGUACCAGCACGUCACGCAUGGCUGCAAGAUCGUCCACUUGGCAAGACACUAAUAGGUGGUCUUGGUGCCCAGAAGUUGCAGUCCUACUGUGCUUAUGAGAUGAAGUUCCUACAUUUUGGAACCUCCGGUGAAUGUUUAGAUCAUCUGGCGGUAAAUUAUGUUGGCACUGUUGGAAGAAGGCAUUUUAGCUCUAUUUCUAGCCCUUCAGAAAGCGAGGUGGCUGCAACUGCAGUUGUUCUUACCUGCAAUAUUCUGGGAGGUGUAUCUAUUGGAGAUGAGAGUCUGGUCUUUGACUGCACCUUUGGUAGUGGUGUGCAUAUUGGAGCGCGGUGUGUCGUGAUGAACAUCCACAGCAACUUGAUCGGAACUGACAGCUCGACGCACACUGUGAUAAACGUUCCAAGUUGGCACUGUGUGUGGGACGUGCCUCUUAAACGGAAGAUGGACCAUCGAGUUACUUUGUGUUGCGGCAUCGAUGAUAAUCCGAAGGCGCCUUAUAAGCAAGGAGGAACAUUCUGUAGAAAACCUUGGGUUCAGUUCAUGUCCGACUUGGGAAUAAUGGAGAAGGAUUUAUGGCCUUCUAGCACAGUCAGUCAGGAUUUGUGGAAUGCGAAAUUGUUUCCAGUAGCAAAGGUGGGAGUCAGUAUUACUUUUGCUCUUUGGAUGAUGGGAGACCCUUCUUGGGACAAGAAAGCAAUGUUAAGCAACUGGCGGAACUGCACCCGUUUAAGUUUCGAAGAGCUCCAUUCUGAAUUGAACUUUGAUUCAUUUCAAUUGGAAGUGAGCAAGCAUCGAGCAGAGAUCGCUGCUGGAUUUACUAAAGCAACUGUUAUCACUGGCUCGAUGGGCCGGAAUCUGGCAAGGCUUUCUUUGGCAAUGCAAGGAAACACAGGACUGAAGAUUCUUAAAGAACUGUUGCCUCUAUGUAAGCCCUCCACGAUGGGUCAGGUGCCGGCCAGUAGAGCUUAUCAGGCUCAAUCAGAUAUACACAUGGCGUGUGGGGAUAAAAGCGCCGCAGCUGCUAUAGAACCAUCGAUAUGGCAGGCAGUCGCGUUGGAAACUGAGAGAGCCGUGGGGACCCAAACACCAGGCACAGAAUCGCAGUCACGGUUUGGCACUCGCUAUCUAGGCCUGAACACUGGAUCUCUUGGCACACCUUCUGUAAGACAAGUGAAGGUGGAGCUACCUGUGCGCGUUGAUUUUAUGGGUGGGUGGAGUGACACCCCACCUUGGAGUCUGGAGCGCGUAGGCCGUGUGCUCAACAUGGCUGUCGCCUUAGAGGGCUCGAGCGUCGUUGGCGCUGAAGUGGUCGUGAAGGAUUCCCCGGGUGUAACCUUGAACGACGACGCUGGAAAUGAGGCAAGUGUUGGAGACCUGUCUGCUGUGUGCUUUCCCCUCGAUGCUGAGGAUCCCUUCCGACUGAUAAAAGCGGCUCUUAUCGUCAUGGGCAUCACUCGUGACGAGUUCAAAGUGGGCCUCGACAUCAGGACUUGGGCAAAUGUUCCUCGUGGAAGUGGGCUGGGAACUUCCAGUAUACUCGCGGUUGCAGUGGUGAAGGGAUUGCUAACAGUGACCGGAGGCGAUCUCUCAGAAAGCAACGUAGCAAAUUUCGUGCUUCUCGUAGAACAAUGUAUGGGCACAGGCGGUGGUUGGCAAGACCAGAUUGGGGGUCUGUAUCCAGGCAUCAAAUGCACCACCAGCUAUCCCGGCACGCCACUGACAUUCAAAGUCGAGCCUGUCGAAUUGGGCAGUAAUCUGGCGUUCGAGUUGGAGGAGCGGAUGGUCCUUGUGUUCACUGGGCAGGUUAGAUUGGCUCACAAGGUUCUGGAGAAGGUGGUGCGACGCUACUUGCAACGAGACGCUCGUGUGAUUCUCAGCAUCAAGCGCUUGGCAGAGCUUGCGAAGAUAGGUCAAGACACACUCGCCAUUGGCGAUCUGGAUAAGUUUGGAGCAUUAUUGUGUGAAGCGUGGAAAUUGAACCAGGAACUUGAUCCUGAAUGUAGCAAUCCCUUCGUUGAUAGCUUGUUCAAGAUGGUUGCCCACUUAAGUUGUGGAUAUAAGCUCGUUGGUGCUGGUGGAGGUGGAUUCGCAUUAAUUUUAGCCAAAUGUACACAAACUUCGAAACAGAUCAAAGAAAUGAUGAGCGAAGUUGGCUCUCCUGUGAAGGUUUAUGAGUGGAAGAUCCACUCUCAAGUGUAGUGUUACCACGCUUCGAAACUAAUUCAUUUUGCGAAGGUCCGGAGUUGCAAGCAGAACUUCGUUUACUUCAAUGUUACUGGGCAAUAGUAUUUCUCGAUAGCAGGACAGACGCAAGCCCUGCCGGUUUUUCGCUGCUAGAUUUCCCUUCAACUUUGCAGUCGACUGCAUUCGCAGACGGGGCCAGUUCUGAAAGCGAGGGGACUAUGUUGUCUUCUAUUCGUGUGUGGGCUCCUGUGCUUGUUUUUAUUCCACCGUCGAGUUUUGUUCCCAUCUAAUUUGUCUUUCUCUUCCACAACUUGUCAUUAUUCAUGAAUAAUGAAUAAUAUUCACAAUUCACA
Molecule: messenger RNA, 4015 nt
Organism: Marchantia polymorpha subsp. ruderalis
Lineage: Eukaryota; Viridiplantae; Streptophyta; Marchantiopsida; Marchantiales; Marchantiaceae
Source: the annotation of a GenBank genome assembly